AUGGCGACUUUUUUAUUUGAAAUGACAUUUGCUAAUGUUGCAACAGGUUUUCUGGUUAUUACGGUCAUUUAUACACACGGUUAUGAAAAUAUAGCUCUUUAUAAACCAACAUGGCAAUCAUUGCAGUAUAAUGCAGGAGACGGUAGAUUCAAUGCCAGUAAUGCUGUCGAUGGUCGGAAGACCAAUCUUAGUGCUUGGAGUGGUGAGUGUGUUGUAUCUGGACUAAAACAGAGCAGUGCAACCUGGUGGGUGGAUUUAACAUCUAUUCAAAGUAUACAUGGCAUACGGAUAUAUUACAGGACGGAUAAUACAGUGUGGGAUGCUUCCAAUGGCUACACAGCUAGAUUUUUAGGAUUUUAUGUUUAUGUAUCUAAUACGACGAACAGACUUCAAGGUCAUCUAUGUUUUCAUGAUACAAACUACACAAGAGCCACCAUACCGUCAAUUGUCAACAUAACCUGUCCUGUACAUGGACGAUAUGUCAUUUACUUUAACGAAAGACCUCAGGAUGCAGCCCGUGCCGGAGAAUUCUAUAAAUAUGCACACAACGAAUUGUGUGAAGUGGAAGUUUACGGUUGUAAGAAAACCGGAUUUUAUGGACCUGAUUGUUCCAUUCCCUGUCCCGAGAACUGCCGUUACUGUCACAUAGAGACGGGUACUUGUCAGGGAUGUAAACCUGGAUACCAAGGACAUCAAUGUGAAUUACCUUGUAGUAUGCAGUUUUACGGAGAUCUCUGCUCUAUGAAAUGUGGUAACUGUAGUGAUGGUGCGACCUGUAACCAUGUCAACGGAACUUGUACAAAUGGAUGUAACGUCGGUGUGUAUGGGGAUAAGUGCCAAAAAAAAUGCGAUGGACGCAGAUAUGGCCAGGAUUGUGGAAGGAGUUGUGGAGCCUGUCUGGAAUAUAAACAAUGUCACCACAUCAAUGGAUCAUGUCAUGAAGGGUGUGAUGCUGGGUAUGAAGGAAACCUCUGUAAAACAGGUAGUGCUACACAACAUUAA
Saccostrea echinata is the source of this 1002-nucleotide messenger RNA. RefSeq names its product multiple epidermal growth factor-like domains protein 10. The transcript has 6 exons. Bases 1 to 1002 code for a protein of 333 amino acids. Lineage: Eukaryota; Metazoa; Mollusca; Bivalvia; Ostreida; Ostreidae. Gene Ontology annotation, molecular function: scavenger receptor activity. The record is from RefSeq and is a predicted model, not a curated record.